GGAGGGGCUGUGGAACUACAUAAAGAUGUUCAGGUGGCAGCUGUUUCUGUAAUAGUGGAAUUCAUUUCUCUGUUCUUUCAGUUGGUCCUUUUGUCAAGAUGAUGCUCCACUCAUCUGUCAUAUUUUUAGUUUUAUUAGAAUCUGUUAACGGGGAUUCAAUAAAACCAAAGAAAACGCAGGAGCAAAUUGUGGAGGAAAGUAAUGUCAAUCUAACCUGCAAUUAUGAUGGCACCAUUUACAAUAUACAGUGGUAUCGCCAGUAUCCAAAACGUAAACCAGAAUUCCUCCUCUCCAUCACAGAAGAGGGGUCCAUAAUUAACGCUAUCACACCAUUUCCUCGUCUGUCAUCUUACAUUCACAAGAAAGACAAGCUUGUGCAGCUGGAGAUUUCAGUUGCUGAAGUGACAGACUCUGCUCUGUACUACUGUGCAAUGACGCCCACAAUGACAGGAAAUAUAGACUCACCGUACAAAAACCUCAAGUGCGUCAUUUGUCAAGACCUCACUCCAGUCAAGAAUGAAGUGAACAGUGCAGAAGGUGACACUGUUAUUUUGACCUGCAGCUACUCCAAAACUGCUACAGCUGCAGAUGAUUUAUAUUGGUAUCGACAAGAAACUGGAGCGCCCCAGUUUCUCAUACACCUCUAUGGUCUUCAAAACCUAAAUAAAGCUGAUCCACAAAACCAUCGACUAUCUGCUAACCUGAACGGAGGGAAAGACCGUCUGGACCUGAUCAUCUCUUCUGCUGAAGUGACAGACUCUGCUCUGUACUACUGUGCUGUGAGGCCCACAGUGACAGGAAACAAAGACACACUGUACAAAAACCUGACUAGAAGGUGUCAGAGUGACUGAAGCAUGAGCAAAACUUCUACAGUACUGUUCCCUUCACCAUCAUUAUCUACAUAACAAAACUGGGGAGGGGACAAUCUUAAGGGGAGGUACAAUACAGGUUAUGUGAGGAUAUGUACAAAAAAGAGAAUAAUUUUAGAGUUUGUAUCACAAGCUGUCAUACCAUAGCAAAUGUUUUGUGUGUUUUUUUGCUACAGUGUCCAUACAAUUUUCAAACAAUGUUACUGUACUUUUUGUUUUUCUUUAACAUACUCUCUGGUCUCCUUUGUCAAGAGCUCACUUCAGUGAAGAAUGAAGUUACCAGUGUAGAGGGGGAAGCUGUUACUCUGUCCUACAGCUACUCAAAAACUGCGGAUGCUAAUGAUUAUUUCUUUUUGUAUCGACAAGAAAC
Osmerus eperlanus (European smelt) is the source of this 1239-nucleotide messenger RNA. RefSeq lists its product as uncharacterized. The record is from RefSeq and is a predicted model, not a curated record. The coding region runs from base 99 to 851 and encodes 250 amino acids. The transcript has 4 exons. Lineage: Eukaryota; Metazoa; Chordata; Actinopteri; Osmeriformes; Osmeridae.